Carya illinoinensis is the source of this 1666-nucleotide messenger RNA. Its product is annotated as probable disease resistance protein RPP1. The transcript has 4 exons. The record is from RefSeq and is a predicted model, not a curated record. NCBI's taxonomy places the organism in Eukaryota, Viridiplantae, Streptophyta, Magnoliopsida, Fagales, Juglandaceae. Bases 1 to 1575 code for a protein of 524 amino acids.
AUGAAAAGACUCAGAUUAUUUAGAUGCCGCAAUGCACUUUUUUCUGAAGAACUUAAUUUUCUACCUAAUUCAAUAAGAGUGCUUGAUUGGCCUAAUUGUCCUUUACAAUCCAUGCCAUCUAAGUUUCGUGGAGACAAACUCUCUAUUCUACUCAUGCCUGGAAGUUCGAAAUUUAAGAGUCUCACGGCUAUGAAUUUCGAUGAUUGUCAAUCCAUAACGAAAUUUCUAGACAUUUCAAGGUGUCCAAAUUUGAAGAAAAUAAAUCUCGGUGAUUGUAAAAAUCUGGUUGAAGUUCAUGAUUCUGUUGGAUUCCUUAAUAAGCUUGAUACAUUAAAUCUUUCUGGAUGUAACAAACUAAAGAGACUUCCAAGUAGACUGCAGUUGAGAUCUCUGCAACUCCUUAAUCUUGAUAAUUGCUCGAGCCUUCAAAACUUUCCAGAAAUAGAAUGUGAAAUGGAACAUUUACAAGAAGUCUCCUUAUCAGGCACCGCAAUAGAAGAAUUGUCAUCCAUUAGGUACCUCACCGGGCUUUUAAGUUUAUGCCUAAAUUACUGUGUAAACCUGAAGGGUCUACCAAGUAGCAUUCAUCAGUUGAGAUCUCUAGAUUAUAUUGGACUCGAUCAUUGUCCAAAUAUUAUAAGUUUUGGGAUGGAGGAGGAGGAGGAGGUGCAUAAUGGACAACCCACGCCCUUUGUAGUGUCUACAAGCUGGGAAAAUGAAGCUUGCACGUCACUGGAAAGAUUACCAGAAAUAUCAAAAAAAUUUCAUUUCCCACGGCUAGAAUUUAUUAACUUGACCAGAUGCUUUAAAGUGAAUGUGGGGAAUUGUAUGCCAAACCCUGCAUGGAAUGGAGAUUUUGAAAUGAUAUUUCCGGGAAAUAAGAUUUCAGAUUGGUUCAGCCAUUGCAAGGAGACUUCAAAUAGUCAUCGGCGUAAAUUUGAUAUUAAAUGGUCCCCACCGUAUAAUUUGGAUGACAUCAUAGGAAUUUCUCUUUGUGCUAUUUUUGAACCGGUUGGGACUGGGAGUUUGGAAGUUUGCGUCGGAGGAAAACCCGAGGAUAUGAGGCCCGACUACAUACGUACUUAUGUACGACAAUUUGCUGAAAUUGAUUCAGAUCAUGUAUGGUUAAGGUACCUAACUAUAAAAGAUAUUUGGAGGCUACAAGAUGUGAGUGUAGAUAAGGCAGAUGAUCAUCUGAGGAUUAUAUUUAAAAACUGUAUCCCAGAUAAUUCUUUGAUCUUCAAACGCUGCGGAGUUCAUAUUUUAUACAAACACCAUGAUGAACAGAAUGCAAAAGAUCAUGAAAAUGUUGAUGUCCAUUUGGAUGCACCCAUUGAAGAUAUUGGAAAUUUAGCAAAUCCAAUAGAUCAUGGAAGUCAACUUUCUAAGAGGCGUCGUAUUGAUUAUGAUGAUGAUUGCAACGUCAUUGAAUCCGACAUGUACCCACAACGUCAUUAUGAUGAUGAUCACAACCUUGGACAUCAAACUCUUUUUGAUUAUGACGACGACGAAGAUGAUCACAACAUUGGAUCCAACUUGUACAUCAGAAUUUUUAUGCGUGCUUUUAGGAGAUGAUUGAUUUCAAAUUUGUUUCAAGUGUAUGGAGGAGCAAUUAUGUAUUUUGAAUGAAAAUAUGAUUAUAUAUAGCCUGGAAUUGCCAAUACUA